Molecule: messenger RNA, 333 nt
Organism: Suillus bovinus
Lineage: Eukaryota; Fungi; Basidiomycota; Agaricomycetes; Boletales; Suillaceae
Exons: 1
Source: RefSeq, a predicted model, not a curated record
CUUCAGCAGCGAGAUAUUCUUUUGCAUUCAAGUCUGAAAGUUCGUCGUAUGAACUUUUCUUCUGUUGCUCGUGAUUUCGCAUCGGUAUCUCCUGAAGCAGUUCAUCUGGUGUCAGAGUGCAUAGCUAGGGGAGACAAUCAAACAGUCUACUCUGAUGAGGAGCGCAAGGUUUUGAGUCUCAUGGAUCAAGUGAAAGUUGUCUCGUCCCAUCUGCGAGGAUCAGCAGCUGCUCGACUGCAUAUGCGGAACGAGAUUCGAGGUAUGAUGAUGGCUCAUGGUCUUCCUAGUUUCUAUAUCACCAUUAAUCCUGCAGAUGUUUACAGUCCUGUGGUG